Messenger RNA from Rhodotorula toruloides NP11, 2376 nucleotides. Its product is annotated as zinc finger, C2H2-like protein. The coding region runs from base 1 to 2376 and encodes 791 amino acids. Gene Ontology annotation, biological process: regulation of transcription by RNA polymerase II. The transcript has 5 exons. Gene Ontology annotation, molecular function: RNA polymerase II cis-regulatory region sequence-specific DNA binding; DNA-binding transcription factor activity. The record is from RefSeq and is a predicted model, not a curated record. NCBI's taxonomy places the organism in Eukaryota, Fungi, Basidiomycota, Microbotryomycetes, Sporidiobolales, Sporidiobolaceae.
AUGGCCUCGCACACGCCCAUCGCCUCGACUUCGGCCAUUCCAGCAGGCGCAGAAGAUUGCACAGACUGUCUUCAGACCUGUCCAGCCUGUCCGCCGCCGCCAACCUUCGCUUGUUGCCCACCUACCGACCCUUCCUGCCUUCCCGCAUCCUCGACUUUCGCCCAUUCCUUCUCGCACGGCUCGUCAACCUUCGUCUCGCCAUUUCCUGCAGCCUGGAACGUAGCAGAAGAGUGCCUGGACUGCGCGGCGGGGACGUCAGGAACGGGUAGCGCAGCAGCGUCAGCUGCAAAGUCGCACCUGGCAUGGUGUUGCGACGCCGAAGAGUGCUUGUCGCCGGUCGCAGGAGCGCACGCAACGCUAGGCAGCGCAGGACCGAGCGCAACGGCGGGAGACGGCGUACCGUGGGACCAGAUGCUCCAACUCGACUCUGCGCAACCUUCUUCCUCCUCGACGUCCAUCUCCGGCGACGACUGCCUCCAAUGCGCCGCCCUCCCCCUCGUCGACGCAUGUUGUGCGCCGUCAGCGAUACAUGCCGGCUGUACCGACCCGACUUGUCUUCCUCCUCCUGCGCCCGUUUCCGACGAUUGUCCGACUUGCGUCGAGAGCCUCAGCUUGAUCACGACGAACGACGAGGAGCGACAUACGGCUGCGUCCGAUGGGAAGGGAAAGGGGGUCCUGCACGAACAGGCGAAGAACGGAGAUGAGCAGAUGGGGGAUUUGGACAGUCUCUUGCACGGGCUGGAUGAGCAGACGAUCCAGGAAAUCCUCAAUUGUUGCUGCUGCGACACCGUCUUGCACGACCAGCCUUCGACCUUCGAUCCGACGACGCACCUUCAGCAUCAGCAACUUCCGCAGCACAUCCACUGCGCCGACUCGCAUGAACCCUCUCAACCCUCUCAUACCCGUUCUCACGCCCAUUCCCAUCGACACCCUGUCCCUUCAGCUCUCGAUUCCGCCGCAGCUCUCGACCAGCUCCUUCGCUCGACUUUCCAGCCUCCCACACCCGCUUCUUCGUCUGCGACAUUAUCUCCUCCGAACCGGUCCGCGACCUUCGCCUCCCCUUCCACUGUGUUCAGCUGCGGCUGGCGAGACUGCGCCCUCUCGUUCGUCUCACACGACGAGUUGACGAUGCAUGUCCUCGGUACACACCUCGUCAGCCCGACCGACACAGCGCCGUCAUCGUCGGCAGGAGCGUCGAGUCUGGCGCGGAGCGCGCUGCUGCAGCUCGUGCAGCAGGCGCAGGCGUCGGGUCAUGGCGGUCACGCAGAUGCGCUCACGGCGGCACUUCUCUCGGUCCUCACCUCCGCGCUCCCCGCCUCAUCCGGCUCCCUCCCGCCUCCAUCCGGAUCGACGGGGCAGUCUGCGCUUCCGCUCCAGCACACUCACAUCUACGCUCAUUCGCACACGCAUCUCCAUCGCCAUCCUCGCCCGCACGCUCUGCACCGGCAUCCGUACGGCGCAGCGCAUGCACACGCCGUCGCAGCGAAGCGGGAGAAGCAGCGACAGCUGCGGGUCGGCGAGGCGCCUCAUGCGUGUCAGAGCGGCGCCGUCUCUCCUCCUCCUUCGAUCGCCGUCACUGCUUCCCGCGAAGCGUCCGUCUCUGUCACGCCCAUCUCUCCGCCAAGCGACGUCGACGCAGCACCUUCGACUUCGACUCCCCCUCCCCUCGCUUCGACUUCCGCCUCUUCCCCUCCCCUUCACACUCACGCCUGUCACUGGCGCCACUGCACCCUCACCUUCCCCACCACCUCCCUCCUGAUGGAACACCUCUCCACGGCACACGUUGGGGCGGGCAAGGCGCGCUACACGUGCGAAUGGGACGGGUGCGAGCGGAGCACGUGUUUGGCGGCUUUCGAGGAGGGCGAGGAUCCGGAGGUCUUGGGGGACGGCGAGUGGGAGAGGAGGAGGGAGGAGAGGGAGGAUAAGGGAGUGUUUAGGCAGAGGCAGAAGGUGAUGCGGCAUUUGCAGAUGCAUACGGGCGACCGCCCCUUCGCCUGCGACGUCUGCGGCAAGACCUUCUCGGAAUCGCUCACGCUCGCGCAGCACAUGCGCGUGCAUACGCAAGAGCGGCCGUACGUCUGCGAUCAUCCAGGUUGCGGCAAGUCGUUUGCGCUCGCGUCGGCAUUGACGAUCCACAAGCGCACCCACUCUGGCGACCGCCCCUUCGUCUGCACCCACCCCGGCUGUACCGCCGCCUUCUCCGAAUCGUCCAACCUCUCGAAGCAUGUCCGCACGCACGGUUCGGAGCGCCGCUACACCUGCGCCGAACCUGGGUGCGGCAAGUCGUUCGCGAGGAGCGAUCAGCUGAAGAGGCAUGCGAAGGUGCAUGAGCGGCGGAAGAGGGGCGCGAAGGGCGAAGUGGGAGGAGCAUCGUAG